Molecule: messenger RNA, 1363 nt
Organism: Megalopta genalis
Lineage: Eukaryota; Metazoa; Arthropoda; Insecta; Hymenoptera; Halictidae
Source: RefSeq, a predicted model, not a curated record
UUCAUUGGAUGCGCAUGCGUGAAACUGCACCUGACAUGCAUCGUGCAUGCACCUAAUAUACCCAUAUAAUAAAUUAAAAAUUAUACAUAUUAUAGCUUUACAAAAAAUACGUAUUAUAUAUAUAUAUAUAAAUCACUACAUAAAAUAUAUUAUGCGCAUUAAAAUUUACAUGUAUUAUUGUGUUAUAUACUUAAGGACAUGCGCAUAAUUAGCGCGGGAUACGAUACGAAUGACAUUUGUUUAUAACGGCUCCAUGCAAAAAUGUCGAGAAAUGGGAAUUGUUCUACCACUCGCUAUUGUGUAGUCGAUCGUGUUAUGUCACAGAUUUACUGAGUUUUAGUGAAAACCAAAGGAUGAAUUCUAAUUCGAUGGAGUUUGAUCCAUUGUACAUUCCCACAGGCCCCAUUGACGAACGAUCGAAAAAGAUAAUUAUCAAAACGUCGAAAUACAAGACUACCUCGUCGGACGAGGAGGAAGACGAGCCGAGGAGGAAGAAGCAGUGUACUGUAGUAACAGAUGAUGUGCAAGACAAGGACCAAAUUGGGACAAAACUCGAUAAGAUAUUAGAAAUGUUAGAGAAGAUAACAGAAAGCAACAUCUGUGAAAGGUUGACAGCGGUAGAAACAGAAUUAAAGACAAUGAAUGAACUCCUUCGCAAAAACUUGGAUAAGGAAAGUGCCAUUAAUGUUCAAAAGCCAGAAUGUCUGCCUCUCCAAACAAUACAAGAGGUAGACAAUUUUGAGAACUCUUCCAAAGAAGAAUACGAAAGUGUUGUAACGUAUUUUUCGGACGCAGGAGGAUAUAAUCUAAAAGUGGCAACCAGUGCCUGUUUUAGAGAGGCUAUUUCCGAUGACCUACUGUUCUCCUAUACAUGGUUUGGCACAGACGCGUGCCAACCACUGUAUAAAACAAAAAUUGUGCAGGCCAUUUACGAUGCAGCCUGCAAGAAUAAGACGUUUCCUAAGCCCACUCGCCCCGAGUUUCAAGAAGCGAUGCGAGUGGUGCUUAGAACGGCGAAGGAGCGAGCGCGGCACAAGAGGCACCGGCAACAACCCCAAUCCAAGCCCACGAACUAUUGGGACCAGGAAGAGCCAGGGGAUCAAGAACUUAAUAUGUGAAAAAUAGUACAUUUCAGUGCUCCAAACAGUAUUUUUCUGUGCUCCAAACAGCACUUUUCAGUGCUUCAAACUGCACUUUUCGGUGCUUCAAACAGCACUUUUCAGUGCUCCAAAACAGCACUUUUCAGUGCUACAGUAGUUUAAAUAAUUUUUACGCAAGUUGCAACGUUCAAUAAACAACUUUAUGAACCCUUGCGACAUCGGUGCGAUAAUUAAAUAUAGAUUUAAUUUAUUUUCAAUUUAAA